This is a messenger RNA of Dicrocoelium dendriticum, 2613 nucleotides long. The record is from the annotation of a GenBank genome assembly. NCBI's taxonomy places the organism in Eukaryota, Metazoa, Platyhelminthes, Trematoda, Plagiorchiida, Dicrocoeliidae.
CAAUGCUCACAUAAGUUAACCGUUUACUUCUACACCACGACCACUGAAUUGGUGUGUAACUACCAACGCAGUGCUUGUUUGUGGCUGUAAUUUUGUAUCAAACCUCAUGUUGCCUCCGAUUGGGGACAGUAAUCCAGUACGUUUGGCUGAUGCGGAUUUGUAUGAACAACCACCGAUUAAAUUGGCUUUGCGUAUAAACUCGGCCGAGACACUAAAUGGACCUUACAACGAUACCGUGGUCCGUGCGUAUUCAUCCAAUUCUGUGGGACAGCUGGAACCAACCAAUUCCAACGGAAGAUUCGCUUCAUCAAUGCAGGAAAUAAAAGUUCAUAAUUCCGCACAUGAAUUCCAGCAGGGUGAUAUGCAUGUUAGUUCCGACAAUAGUGUCAGUAGCAACGGAUCCAGGCAUAAUGCACGAAGUCAUUGUCUGCAGAAUCCUGUGGAAAAAAUGUCUCGAACCAACUUGUACAUCAAAGGUUUGCCGGAUAGUUUUAAUGACGAAAAACUUUGGAACUUACCACCGGACCCGGUGCAAAUCAAGUCCGUGAAGGCAGCCACAGAUGAAGACUGUAAAUGUAGAGGCUACGGGUUUAUUGAUUUUAUGUCAGCUGAAGCUGCCAACGAAGCCCUGAGACAUAUCAGAGAGACCUACCCGGCUUUCACAAUAAAAUUUGCAAAGGAGAACGAGAAAGAUAAAACUAAUCUUUAUGUAACUAACAUUCCCAAAUCCUGGACAACCAAGGAUAGCGACCAGCUCAAGGUUGUCUUUGAGCGAUUCGGGGCGAUUCAAUCAGCCUUCGUGAUGAUGGAACGUUCCACCAAUCGAACAACAGGUGUCGGUUUUGUUCGAUUCGCCAACGAGAGGGACGCUUUGGCUGCCUUGGAUUCAAUCAAAAAGGAUCCUAUCGUUUUACCGGAAUGCACCAACGCGAUCGAGGCCAAAUUCGCAGAUAAACACAAUCCGGACACUAGACGAAGGCGAUAUCCGGUAGCCAAUUUGCUCACUACGCCUCAUGUAAACAACCUCAUGGGCUAUCCAAUGACCAUUUGUAAUGGAUCGAGCACCAACUCCCAAGAUACUAUUACUGCGUUGCUGAAUGGAGGUCUUUCGGUUCACCCGGCAACACAAAACUCUCUGGUCACAUUGCAAGCAAUCCAGAACAAAAACGAAUACGCUCAGCGAUUGGCACAAAGUCUCUUCCACAACUCAGUUCCCACUAAAUUACACCAUUCUUCCAAUAAUCCAAAUCAACUGGGAUUGUCUGAUUUUGGAAUCACUCAUCCGAACGUAGUGCCGCAGGAAUCGCAGCUAAAUGUUCUAGCAGCUGCUGCAUCUGCGCUGAUGAGCACCGGCCGCUCUCAAGGAUUUCCGAACAACUCUUGCCUACGGGUUCCACACGCAUGUGGUACGGGAACAAUUGCGCCCGCACUCAGUGGAAGCCUAAUUUCUACAAACCCACUAUCCCUACUUGCAACCAAUCCUGUAUCACCCGCCGAGGUCAGUAUGUUGGAUCACAGCGGUCUCUAUCGCUGCUCUGCCUAUGGGAACGAGUUAUACCGCCACUCACAACAACAGCAACAGCAGCAGCAACUGAUUGCUGCCGCUAUGGCGGCCAUGAACGGCUCGCAUGCAUCGGGUUCCAUGUACACACAUCUUGCGGAAAUGAACCCGUACCUAGGCUAUUCCAAUCUCCUACAUCCAAGUCAGUCGUCGGUGAAUGGCACUGCAGCGGUCAACUCUUGUCUGACACCUAAUGGUCCAACAAUCGGCACCAUGUAUGCUAACCCGAACACUGGUCUGUUUGGAGCAAGCACGCUUUUGGCCCCCACGGAACCAAUCAAUCUUGUUUCUCCGAGGCUAAACAAUGGCCUCCAUUCUUGGGUCAUUCCCCAUCAAUUAGUGAAAACUGGUGCUAACGACACAGUUCCCCUGCCUCAAACUGCAAUGAUCACCAAUCAAGACAUCUAGUGGUGUGAAUCAUCGCCAGAAGUCUCCCAAGAAGUAAAGGGAUACAAUGCACAGUAUCGUCGGGGACACGACAUGCAAACUUUGUAAACUAUCUACACUAAUUUGAUCACUUCUCUACCUUUCCAAAAAUAGUUCGCAGUGUACCCGGCAAGACGAUUUUCAAAUCCUCCAAGAGUAGAGUAACUGAGUACAGUUGCAUUUUUUUAAUCGUUGUUGCUAUCACAACACACCAGUGAAAGCAGUGUUGCUCCAACCCAACCAAUGCGGAAAACACAAAAACUACCUGAACGGUUGCGCCAUAUUUUUUGUCUCUAACUUGAUAUUCUUUUUGGAAAUGAAACGGUUGCACCAAAGUGUUUGCAAUUUGGUUAUAAACGACCAAUAUGGUUUCAGAAGCGAAUGGCAUCCAGAUCUUUUCAGUAGUUUUGCGUAAAAGUUGUACAAAACUGCUUUUUUAGGCUGCAUUUCACAUCACUCUCAAUUUCAAUUGUUUUGAAAGAAUUAGAUAUGUACUCUUUAUUCGCCCUGAGAGUCGCAGAACCGUUUCGUGGUAAUAACAUUGGCUGGAGUCAGAUAGAAAGCACUGAAACCCUACUCGAAUAACUGUACGUUUACCCCAGCUGACAAUAGUAUUUUUAAAUAUU